Lactuca saligna is the source of this 2710-nucleotide messenger RNA. NCBI's taxonomy places the organism in Eukaryota, Viridiplantae, Streptophyta, Magnoliopsida, Asterales, Asteraceae. The record is from the annotation of a GenBank genome assembly.
AUGGAGAAGAAUAAAGUUUGGGAAAGAAGGAGACGGAGUUGGGGAAAGGGAAGGGGUGUUUUGGAGAUGUUUCGGAGUCAUCGGAGAUGUUUUACAGUCAUCGGAGUAUUGAAGCCAGUGACCCACGGUAGUGGUGUUGGUGUUGGUGUUGGUCAAUGGCAAUGGAGUAGCGUUGAGUUCAUCGUAACCUAUUUUAGCCAAACUCCAACUCAAAUAUACCAUGGCGAGGGAGAAGAGAGGGAGUCUACGAGUGGUGCACCAUGGCAAGGGAGAAGAAAGAGUACAUUUCCACAUGGGGAUAUCAAGUUUGAUGUUUUUUUGGGAGGGGAACUGGUAUGGUGCUCGACAUCGGCAAGCCAAGGGUGUGCAGAACAUAAUUGGUCCAAUUCGAACUAUAAUGCCUCUUCCGAGUUUCGACCCCUUUUAUUCUUAGCUAAAUUUUUAGAUUCCUUAUAUUUCGUGGGCCCAGUUGUAGAAUACAAAAAGGUUGGUGUCACUUGUCACCGUUCUUCGUCAGGAAUGGAGCAUUUGAAAUCUCCAUUCAGAGGGAUUGCACAUGAUGUUAGAGGAAGAGCAUUGUGCUAUAAACAGGAUUGGAAUGUCGGAAUUCGCUCUGGAAUUGGGAUUUUGGCUCCAACUACAUACAUCUUCUUUGCUUCUGCACUACCUGUCAUUGCAUUUGGGGAGCAACUUAGUAGAGAUACAGAUGGAAGUUUGAGCACAGUUGAAACUUUGACUUCUACUGCUAUAUGUGGUCUCAUACACUCAAUACUUGGUGGACAACCUCUUCUGAUAUUAGGAGUAGCAGAACCUACUGUUAUCAUGUACACUUACUUGUAUAACUUUGCUAAAGGGAGGCAAGAUUUGGGGCAAAAACUGUUCUUGGCAUGGGCUGGAUGGGUAUGCACUUGGACAGCUCUGAUGUUGUUCAUUCUUGCAAUUUUCAACGCCUGUGUUAUCAUCAAUAGAUUUACAAGGAUUGCAGGGGAAACUUUUGGGAUGUUAAUUUCUGUUCUUUUCAUUCAAGAGGCCAUCAAGGGACUGGUGAGCGAGUUCAAGAUUCCUAAAAAUGAGGAUCCAAAUAGAGUGAAGUAUCAAUUUCAAUGGCUUUACACUAAUGGUAUUCUUGCAGUUGUAUUCUCAUUUGGGCUUUUAUACACUGCAUUAAAAAGCAGGAAAGCAAGAUCAUGGUGGUUUGGAACAGGGCGACUCAGAAGCUUCAUAGCAGAUUAUGGAGUCCCAUUGAUGGUUGUAGUGUGGACAGCUGUCUCUUUCAGUGUACCAAACAAACUCCCUUCUGGUGUUCCAAGAAGGCUCUUUAGUCCACUCUUAUGGGAAUCUGAAUCAACAUACCAUUGGACUGUUAUCAAGGAUAUGGGUAAAGUUCCUCCUGCAUACAUCUUUGCAGCCUUCAUCCCAGCUCUUAUGAUAGCUGGGCUUUAUUUCUUUGAUCAUAGUGUUGCUUCACAGUUGGCUCAACAGAAAGAAUUCAACCUCAAGAAUCCUUCAGCCUAUCAUUAUGACAUUCUUUUGCUUGGAUUCAUGACGUUGCUUUGCGGAUUAUUAGGACUACCUCCUUCAAAUGGUGUCUUGCCUCAAUCACCCAUGCACACUAAAAGCCUAGCAGUUCUCAAAAAACAGUUUAUUAGAAAGAAGCUAGUAGCAAGUGCUAAGGAAAGCAUAAAGCAAAAAGCUACCAAUUCAGAGAUCUACAACAAGAUGCAAACUGUUUUCAUAGAAAUCGAUAGCUCUCCAAUUACGAAUACAAUAGUUAAAGAACUAAAAGACUUGCAAGAAGCAGUGAUGAAAGUAGAAGAUGGAGAAGAAAACACAAAUGUGAAGUUUGAUCCUGAGGAGCACAUCGAUGCACACUUACCUGUGAGAGUUAAUGAGCAAAGGGUCAGCAAUCUACUGCAGUCGCUUCUUUUAGCAGGAUCUAUUUGCGCAAUGCCACUUAUAAAAUUAAUACCAACUUCAGUUCUUUGGGGCUAUUUUGCUUACAUGGCCAUUGAUAGUCUUCCUGGAAACCAGUUUUGGGAAAGGAUCUUGCUUCUCUUUAUCCCCUCUGGCAGAAGAUACAAGGUUCUGGAAAAGGUUCACGCUUCUUUUAUCGAAUCAGUCCCAUUUAGAAGCAUAGUCAUAUUCACAGUCUUCCAAAUCAUCUAUUUCCUUGUAUGUUAUGGUGUCACGUGGGUCCCUGUAGCUGGAAUUCUCUUCCCAGUUCCUUUCUUUCUUCUCAUCAGCAUACGCCAACACAUUCUACCAAAACUAUUCCACCUCCAUUAUCUCAGGGAGCUUGAUGCAGCUGAAUAUGAGGAAAUUGUGGGUAGUCCAACACGACCUCCUAGUUUCAAUCUCAGGGAAUCAGAUAGUGGACAUGGUGGGAACAAUGAAGAUGACGUGGCGAUAUGUGAUGCGGAAAUACUUGAUCAAAUGACUACAAAUAGAGGGGAGCUUAAGGUUCGGAAUCUUAGCUUUAGAGAAGAUAGACGCACACAGCAAAUUUACCACGGAGACUAUAUCCAGUCUGAGUGAAAAAUAGAGAAGACAGUUAUGGAAUGGAUAGCGAACCAGAGUGCAACUAUGAUGCUUGUAAAGGUAAUGAGUAGUUGUAUGCAUUUGGUCAGGGUAGUAGUUAGUGUUAGUUUGAUUUGAUCAUGUAAUUGACAAUGUACAAAAAGUUGGUUUAAACGUUAAAGCCCAAAUGGAA